Messenger RNA from Cydia strobilella, 3926 nucleotides. It is a transcript of the gene LBR, whose product is annotated as delta(14)-sterol reductase TM7SF2. The transcript is spliced from 3 exons. The record is from RefSeq and is a predicted model, not a curated record. Gene Ontology annotation, cellular component: endoplasmic reticulum membrane; nuclear inner membrane. NCBI's taxonomy places the organism in Eukaryota, Metazoa, Arthropoda, Insecta, Lepidoptera, Tortricidae. The coding region runs from base 247 to 2223 and encodes 658 amino acids. Gene Ontology annotation, biological process: cholesterol biosynthetic process. Gene Ontology annotation, molecular function: Delta14-sterol reductase activity.
AAUGUGUGGAUUGUGUGGCGUGAAAAAUAGAAGCGUGUGCGUGAAUGAGAAUUGUUGUGUUGUGGCUUGUGCGUAAUGUGCGUUGACCUGCAAACAUUAUUUUGAAAACUGUCGAAUUGCAUAAAUUUCGAUGACUUUAAAGUGUACCUGACCGCUAAUGGCAUCGUGUGUGGUGACAGUGCCAGGAUAAUUUUAGAUGCAACAAGAAGAAAACACCGUUGUGUAAUAUUUUAAUUGAAUGCUACUAUGAUGUCUACGAGAAGCGGCCGAGUUAGGUCGUCUAUGGUGGAUUCCAGUCCACCGCGAGGUCGGAAAGGAGUUUCGCCACCUCGAUCGCCUGCUAGAGGACGUAAAAGCUCGCCUCCCGCUAGGUCGCCCUCCCGCAAAUCGCCCGCGCGCAAAUCUCCGAGUCGCAAACCAGCGCCGAAGUUUCCCGCGCGAAAAUCUCCAUCGAGGUCAACAAAAGAAGCUACCGAAACUGCUCCAAAAUCACCAGUAAAGCGACCUACGAUAUCGGACGUGGAAAUAAAACUGAAAGACGUUACUGCAACCAAAGAGACUUAUCGUAGCGUCCGUACGCGGCGCUCGGAAUAUUCCAUCAAAGAUUACACUCCGGCAUUUACUGUUGACUUAACAUUAAACGGAUUGGAAAGUGAGCUGUCGAAAGAUGUUUACGGUCUUAGAAACCGGAAAACGGUUGAGGAAGUAGCGCCGCGUCGAUCCGGUAGGCUGCGGGAAUCCAGUAUCAAUGGAGCAGACAUCAGACGUAGCCUUAGCAAGUCCGUCAGUAAAUCCGUCAGCAAAUCCGUCAGCCAGUCGAUUGACACAUUUUCUGAAGGUGAAAAUUCAGAAGAAGAUUACAAGAGAGAGAAAUCCAGAUCGGUGACGAGGAGAUUAGCGACUCCUUUGAGAGAAAGUGUUAGCAGACUUGGGCAAGGAAGUAAAUGGGAGUUUGGAGGAAGAAUUGGAUCAGCCAUACUCAUUCUACUGUUACCAUUGACUGUGUUGUCUAUUUUGAUAUCUUGCACAAAGGUAUGCACAAUCGAGCCCCUGAAAAACUGGCCUGCGUUGAAGAAUCUCUCGCUAUGGUUCAGUUUAAAAUCCACACUUGUCUACCUAGACCAGGUAGUUGUACAAGCAGUUUGGGCUCUGCUGCCAAUUUUAGGCCCAAAAGCAGACAGAAUGGAUGAUUCCAAUAACACUUACUGUUUCAAUGCCUUCUUCUCAAGCAUAUUUACCAUCAUAACACUUUUCACCUUUGAUUUCUUUCAAAUUAUCAACAGUGACACAAUUUUGAAAGAUUACUUGAAACUGGCUGUUAUUGCAUACAUUUUUGCCGUGAUUCUAUCUGUAGCACUGUUUUUGAAAAGUCGCAAAAGUGUAAACUUAAACCCAUAUGGCAACACAGGAUAUGUUCUUUAUGAUUUUUGGAUGGGAAGAGAGAUACAUCCCUUCAUCAAGAAGCUGGAUGUCAAGAUUUGGGUUUCGAGGAUCUCCAAUAUAAGUGCACUGAUUCUUUCAGUCCUGAUUUUCAAGCAAGGCUAUCAUCUACAGACUAAAGAAAAUGAAGAAUUAAUUUUAACUCCACAAAAUUACAAUGAAAUUUGGAUGAAAUUGCAACUACAACCAACUAUCAUUCUGUAUUCAAUGAUGCAAAUCAACUACUUGUUAAACUUCAUAAUGAGAGAAUACAGAGUCACUACCACCUUGUUCUGGCAUUCCGAAGGCUUGGGGUACUACCAAAUAGUUUCCAGUGCUCUUUAUCCAUUCUACUUCACAACCAUCUCCAAAUUUGUGGCCGAUGCUAACAUAACUCUGUCAAACAACAUCCUGAUUGUGGCUGCAGUCAUCUACAUAACUGGUUUCCUUUUGAUGAUUAUAAGCAACAACAUAAAGUAUGAAUUCCGGAAAAACCCUUUGCAACCAAGCGUUACACAUCUGGACUCCAUGCCUACAUUCCAUGGGAAGAAGCUACUCAUCUCCAGUACAUGGGGUGUCCUUCGCCAUCCUAACUAUUUAGGUGACAUCCUUAUCCACAUAGCACUAGCAAUCCCUGGUAUAGUAUCCCAGCAUUACAUGGCUGCUGCACCGGCUCUUCUGACGAUAUUAAUGCUACUGCACAGAGCUUGGAGGGACCACAGCAGAUGCCAGAGGCGCUAUGGCACGGCCUGGCAAAGAUAUUGCAAUAAAGUACCCUCUGCCAUUUUGCCUAAGAUUCUAUAAUUCAUAAAAGUACAAUAGUUACCAUUAAGCUUUUUUUUAUUUGAAAAUCGAAAUAACCUUUUACUCAUUGUAAAGAGGUAUCUUAAUAGAUUUUUUUUACUUUUAUUUUAGUAUGAAUUUGACAUGGUUAAUGAAAUUUGUAAAUCAAUUUUGGUGUAUCCAUCACAAGCGAUUGAUUGAUGUUUUUUUUUUGUAGAAUUAGUCUAUAAGCUGGAUUAGGAGUAAUAAAGUAAGUUGUAUUAGCUACUGCAUGCUCAAUACUUAAAAACAAAUUUUUGCCGUUUUAGACCACCGUUUUUUCGAAUGUGACUUAGCUCUCUUAAAUAUUUAACUUUAUUUUUAAUUGACAAUCUCAUUUUCAGUAUUGAAUAAAAUUUCUGUCAUGUACUUUUAAAUAGAUUUAAUUAGUUUGAUACAAGUAGUAUAUCCAAAGCAAUAAGAUCAAUUUUAUCAAUUUUCUUUUUUUUAAUAAUUGUAAUUAAGUUUUUUGUAAUCAUGCUAAUGCCUUUGUUAAUAUAUUUUUGAUAUUGAUAGAGGGAUUACAUCUCAUCUUUGAAUCUUAUGUUUACUAUGAAUUGCUGGUAUUUAUAUCUUAGUGUUAUUUACAAUUACUUUCUUGGACGUUAAACACUUCUAUACUCAAUGUAAUGUCUUCCUUCACUUGUCAGCUUACGACAGUAUAGCGCUUGCAGUGGCAGUUGUCAUUGCCUGCAUUACUGCUUAAAUUCUCAUCUCUUGUAUUUGAAUCUUAACUUACUGCAUUUAUUAUUAUUGUUGUACUAUCUCUAAUUAAAACGCAUUUUUUGUUCAGUGAUUUUGUUUUCUAUGUUUACCAACUAACAUAGUUUUGCUAGUUGCAUUAGCUAUAAGUAUUAUUACGUUUAUAUUAUAUAAAUACGAUACCAGCCAUUGUGCCUCGAGACUGCUUCAAAAGCAUAAACUUAUAAUCGUAAUUUGGACGAUAUAAAUGCAUUUUAAUGUCAAUUUAAGAAACGAUUGAUAAGCAUUUUCUUUGGUGUAUUCACAUUAUAGCAUACUAAUAUACUCUUAAAGUGUUGUAAACUAAGAGUGAAGACAUUUUAUAAAUAUUUUAAUGCUCAAAAUUUGUUUUAAAGUAACUAUUCCGCCUUGAACACCCACGGAUCAAAUUAUACUUAAAUUGUGUAUACAUUUUACUAAGAAAGUAAUUUAGUUAAUAACACUGUUGGGUUGUAUUAUUUUAUAGACUAGUAUGAUUUCUGUUAUCACAUUAAUGUUGUAGUGAAUACCUACAUUUAUCAUACACUUGUAUUGGCUCACUUGGAUCGCACAGUGUUAUAAUUUAAGGUCUCAAAAUGUGUUACAUGCAUUAGGUAUAUAAUAUAAUUCAAUUGCGUUCGAAGUGACCCAACAAUUAAUAAUAAUUAUAAUUUAUACGUACAGUACAUAUCAAUUAUUAUUAAAAUUAUCAUUUUUCGUACAUGAAAUAAAUACUAAGGUAGACACAUUGUUUAUACAAGUGCUAGAAUGCAUAGCAUAGCUUAAUUUUACCUAUACAUGAUAUUAUGUAUCCAUCUGCGCACCUUUUAAAAAAAUCGGACAAUUAAGUUUUUUUUUAUCUUAUUGGUAUGUAUUGUAAUUCUACUAGAAUAAACAAACAGGAUUCUGUUUCUCUAGGUAAUUUACUUUUAUACUCUGUAGUGUGAACCAUUUUUGUGUUAAUA